AUGCAGGGCACCGUGAGGCUGUGGGUGUCGGUGCUGACUUUCGCCCUGUCGCUGCUGGUCUGCCUGGGGACGCUGGCAGAGGCGUACCCCUCCAAACCGGACAGCCCCGGCGAGGACGCCCCCGCAGAAGACAUGGCCAGAUACUACUCGGCGCUGAGGCACUACAUCAACCUCAUCACCAGGCAGAGAUAUGGAAAGAGGUCAAGUCCAGAGACACUGAUCUCAGACCUCUUGUUGAGAGAAAGCACAGAAAAUAUUCCUAGAUCCAGGUUUGAAGACCCUUCGAUGUGGUGAUGGAAUUUUCAGCACACUAUCAAAACUUUUCCUAGUUUUCAGUUCAUACUCCACACCUAUGAAGCAAUUCAUAGCAUCAUUCCCAGUGCAUGCAGCCAUUGUACUGAGUUCUGUAGAGUUUUUCCUUCAUCAUCUUUGUAUAUACCUUUAUUUAAAUAAAUUAUUUGUGCAUUCCAAAAUACAACAUAUUAAAUGAAAACAAAAGUGUUGUUUUAAACUAUUAAAACUGAAUUAUAACUUCUCU
Molecule: messenger RNA, 538 nt
Organism: Chaetura pelagica (chimney swift)
Lineage: Eukaryota; Metazoa; Chordata; Aves; Apodiformes; Apodidae
Gene: NPY
Product: neuropeptide Y
Exons: 3
Coding region: 1-294 (97 amino acids)
Biological process (GO): feeding behavior; neuropeptide signaling pathway
Cellular component (GO): extracellular region
Molecular function (GO): neuropeptide Y receptor binding; neuropeptide hormone activity
Source: RefSeq, a predicted model, not a curated record